This is a messenger RNA of Acipenser ruthenus (sterlet), 3245 nucleotides long. Its product is annotated as deubiquitinase DESI2-like. Gene Ontology annotation, biological process: protein deubiquitination. The transcript is spliced from 5 exons. Lineage: Eukaryota; Metazoa; Chordata; Actinopteri; Acipenseriformes; Acipenseridae. The record is from RefSeq and is a predicted model, not a curated record. Bases 1206 to 1796 code for a protein of 196 amino acids. Gene Ontology annotation, molecular function: deubiquitinase activity.
AUCUGGCAGGGAGCUCGAGAUACGCCUCCGGUCUGGGUGAUGUCAUCCGCCUUUCCCUGAGAAGUGUUACAGAGAAUAUCCGAGACAGAGGAGGCUCGACUCCGCUUCUGCGGAGGAUGCUCUGGGGUUAGGAUAAAGUACAGGACCCACAGAAAGGGAAUGAAAAACAACCGUCUGCUGCCAGCUGUGAAACAAACCAUAUUAAUUUAGCCGAAGACAAUUGCUUAGCACCAAGGAUCACCACAAAGCCAGUCUGUAUUCUUUUCAAUACAGCAACAACGACAUCUGCUUAGUACUUUACUGAAAUUACAUCUGUCAAGGUCCUGACCUGUUGUAUCGAUUUGGUCACAGGCUUUUUUUCAGUUAGUACUUACAAACGCGGCAUCAUUAUUAUCAUUGUUAUCGUUGGACAGAAAAAGCUUGAGCGACGCCGCAAGAUUGAUGUUUCAAACUGGCUUCUCUGAAAGACACAAUUCGACCUCGGACAGGAUCCCUGCGUUCAGCACCUCGGAUAGCUCCCGUUCCAUCCUCCGGAGCAGUACCAACUAACACGGAGCCUGCGGUGUUUCCCGCCGCUCUGCUUACUCUCGGCGCCCCCCAUCAGCAACACACAUCACGGAAUCGAACAACACAUCCUAUUGAAACUGCUCCGAGCCGAUUCAGCACCAGGCUGAGCCAAACGCCCUUUUCUAACAGCUUGAAUCGAGUAAAUGACAUAUACACCUCGGAUGAGCCGUUUGAACUUGUUUUUACAUUAUUUAAUUAACACGGUUUUUAUCUGAACGUUUCUAAAUAAAUAGACUAAUUCAUAUAUUGUAUUAUAGACAUCCUCUGACCAACGCUGCUGGUGUUAACGUAUACUACCUUUGUAACACACUACCUCUAGAAUCGUAUGUAAAAGCGACUUUGUCUGCAGAUUGAACGAAACUUGAAUGCUGGGGGCUGACAAAGUCGAAUUCCAUCCCAAUUCUACGCUAUUCUAAAUGUCAAAAGUUAUUGUGUGAAAUAGUAUUACUUAUAAGGAGCAAAGCCACACGAACGAACCAGUUGGACAUUGUGUGUGUGUUUAAAUAUAAUAUUAAUGAAACUCAAUAUUCCACUCAGCAUCUCCUGCACGAGGAAGCCGUGGGUCUCUUCCAUCACGCAAUAAUAAACCUCAUUAUACCGGGGAUUCGUACUUCCCUACAGCUAGGAGGACUAGCACCAUGGCCAAUGAACCUGUGAUCCUCAACGUGUAUGACAUGUACUGGAUAAACGAAUACACCUCCACCCUGGGGAUCGGAGUCUUCCAUUCAGGGAUUGAGAUCUACGGGAGAGAGUUUGCUUACGGAGGACACCCCUACCCCUUCAGUGGGAUCUUCGAGAUCACUCCAGGGAACGCCACGGAGCUCGGAGAGACCUUCAAAUUCAAAGAGGCGAUUGCGCUCGGGACCACAGACUUCGCUGAGGAGGAUGUGGAUAAGAUCAUGGAGGAGCUUGGGAAGGAGUUCAAAGGCGACACCUACCAUCUGAUGCACAAGAACUGCAACCACUUCUCCUCGUCCCUGUCUGAGCUCCUGUGUGGGAGGGAGAGCCCUCGCUGGGUCAACCGGCUGGCCUACUUCAGCUCCUGCAUCCCCUUCCUCCAGAGCUGCCUGCCCAAGGAGUGGCUGACCCCCGCUGCCCUGCAGAGCCACAUCAGCCUGGGCCUGCACAAAGAGGAGGCAAGCGAGUCCAGCGACGAUGACACCCCCUCCGCAGCGGGGGGCGCUGCAGGCCCCAGCUCCUCACACAGCUGCAAGCACACGCGGGUCUGAGCCUCCGCCACCAGCAGCAAUCACACACAGCAGCCAGCCAGCAGGGCGGCGCCCCUGGGGUCUGCAGUACUGUGUGCCUGUGUGUGUGUGAGGACUGGACUGAGGAAAAGGAUUGACAAGCCCACUUAGGAUAUGAACCCUGAUCUCCUGGCUCCUGUGCCCUGGGCCAACAACAGGCCACCAACCUUGAAGGAGCUGUACCUCAGCAGGGAGACACAUUCUACAGAAAUCAGUGAACAGAACUACUGCUUUUUUACAAGGCCAUUCCCACCAUGUCCUGGGAGCUGUGGUGUGGUGUACUGUUCUCUGAACCUCAACUGACAUAUGCUACCUUAGUUAGAGGCAUUACUGUAGUUUAAUGGGAACUGGGGACUGUCUGAAUUAAUUUAACAGUGUUCAAUAGCCAUCAGGUACAGGGAAGUUAGAGCGUCUCAAGUCCUACGCAUUGCACGUCUUCAUAAAUAGGGGUUCAGAUUUUUUUUUAUUUCCAUAUUUCUACCCCCUGAAUGGAAUUUUUCAAAAAUUUGGAAAAAUACGGACUGAUUUGUCAAUAAUGGUAUUGUAGCCUUUAUUAAUCAGGUUAUUUUAAAUCUUGUCAAGGAUCCUUUUUGUAAUAGAAAAGGAAAGCUAUUUCAUUUUCUAAUCAGUAUUAAAUGGCAGUAUAAUUACAAUUUGAAGUGUUCACUCGGUUUCCUUCUUGUGUGUUUUUAUGUGUGAAAAUAACACUUGAUAAAACCUGCGUUUCAAUGUUAACACUGUAACAGAGUGGCAGCUAUAACUUUAGAUCAUUAACGGGUUUGUUUAGUAUAACAUUUUUGGGAUGUAAAGAUAAUGUCAUAAUUAAGGCUGUAUUGUUUUCAUGGUUAUCACGGAUUUCAUGAUUUCCAUGAAAUGUACCCAUUGCUGUGUAAUAUGUAGUUCCCUGUGAAAUUCCUGUUUAUGAAACAAUAGUGUAAAUAUACAUAUUUUUAUCACUUAAAAAUACAUACAGAAAAUCUUUGCCUUAUUGACGCACUCCCUGUUACACUGCAUUUAGGAACCUGGCAGCCGGUUUAGUUUGUUUCCAGUAAGGUGAUUUAAAAUGUCAUCAACGAAAUAGACAGCAGCUGCAUCAAAGAUCAGAAAUAUUUCUGCUGAAGAUCGCUCUGUCCAGUACAAGAAGGGGAUAUUUCACGUGGCUGUUGUUAUUGUUCCAUUUAUUUAUGUUUUUAUUUUAUUUGAUAAUUCACUGGUGAUGAAAAUAGAAUCUUUAAAAGGUGGACAUAAAAAACAAAAUAUUCUUCAAUUUAAAAUGUACUGUUUCAGGUAAGCAUUUAAAUAUUUAAGAACAUCUGUUGUAGAAUAACUCUAAUGAUUUCCAUUACAUGAGAGUAGAUGUUAAAACUUCAUGCUGAUUUGAACUCGGCUCUCGCCAAGAUAAAGUGAUCAAUUUUGAAUGUGACAACGCUA